Molecule: messenger RNA, 3042 nt
Organism: Psilocybe cubensis
Lineage: Eukaryota; Fungi; Basidiomycota; Agaricomycetes; Agaricales; Agrocybaceae
Exons: 9
Coding region: 1-3042 (1013 amino acids)
Biological process (GO): carboxylic acid metabolic process; regulation of DNA-templated transcription
Molecular function (GO): carbon-carbon lyase activity; DNA-binding transcription factor activity; sequence-specific DNA binding
Source: RefSeq, a predicted model, not a curated record
AUGCCUUCCAGUCACCCUCACAUUACUCAUCGCUAUCGGGUUCCUUCGAGUGACGACCAUGAACGUAUAUCUGCUCUGUUCUUGGGUCCCAAAGCAGAAAAUGCCGCAUUUCUCCAGCAAUGGUUGACCACGGUUGUCGCACAGCAAAAGGCUGCCCGCGAUGCAUACUUCCCGGAUGACAAUGCUUUUAUUACUACAGACAUGCAAACUUCCCCCGCCUUUACUCAGACUACUAAAGUAAUCACCUCCAAUCUCACCGAAUUAUUGACUGCACUCGGUGAAAGGUCCAUUCCUUUCUUCUCUCCUCGGUACAGCGGCCAUAUGUCUGUAGACCAAAGUCUACCUGCCAUUCUCGGAUUCUUAUCGACCACAUUUUACAAUCCUAACAAUGUUGCCUUCGAGGCUAGUCCAUUCACUACCCUCAUCGAGGAAGAAGUUGGCUUGCAACUCUCUGAGAUGCUGGGUUAUAAUCGGCUAAAUAACACCGAGGAACCUCUCGCCUGGGGACAUAUUGCAUCAGGUGGAACUGUUGCAAACCUGGAAGCGAUGUGGGCGGCGCGAAACCUCAAGUUUUACCCUCUCUCACUCCGUGAUGCUUCAGCCGAAGGCGCAGAGAUGGAAUUCAUUCGUGACACAUUCUCCGUCAAAACCUGUGUUGGUGACAAAAAAUUAUUGAAGGAUUGCAGCCCAUGGGAACUCCUCAAUUUGCAUGUUUCUACUAUCUUAGACAUGCCCGACCGUCUGCACGACGAGUACAAUAUUUCACCUCAGUUCCUCGAAAAGGUUAUGCGAAAGUAUAUCAUCCAGUCUACCAACAAAGACACGUUGAUGCAGCGUUGGGGACUUACCCAACAACCUGUCGUUUUAUCCCCGAGCACAAACCAUUAUUCCUGGCCAAAGGCUGCAGCUGUGCUCGGUAUUGGCUCAGACAACCUUCGCAACGUCCCAGUAGACAUCCAAGCCCACAUGGACAUAAACGAACUCGAUCGUAUGUUAAAAAUUUGCUUGGACGAGGAGACGCCAGUAUACCAAGUAGUUGCUGUUAUCGGUACCACCGAAGAGGGCGGUGUCGAUCGCAUUACGGAGAUCCUGAAGCUGCGCCAAAAGUAUGAAGCUUUGGGUCUGUCUUUUGCCAUCCAUGCAGAUGCUGCUUGGGGAGGCUAUUUUGCAACCAUGCUACCCAAAGAUACAUUGGGUCGAAACCGGACUAGGCUUCCCAAAGAGGACACUACCUCGGGCUUUGUCCCUCACGUCGGUCUGCGCGAGGAGAGCGCGUUACAACUCAGCCAUAUAAAGUAUGCCGAUUCAAUUACUAUCGACCCGCACAAGGCAGGCUAUGUUCCUUAUCCUGCUGGGGCACUCUGUUAUCGCGACGGAAGGAUGAGGUACCUGCUUACAUGGUCCGCGCCCUACCUUGCCCAAGGCAAUGAGGGCCAAAGUAUCGGUAUAUACGGGAUUGAAGGAAGCAAACCUGGUGCAGCAGCAUCCGCGGUAUUCAUGGCGCACGAAACCAUUGGCCUGACUCCUUCUGGAUACGGGAACCUUCUUGGCCAGGCAAUGUUUACUUGUCGCCGAUAUGCUGCUCACUGGUCUGCAAUGUCUACCGAUACUACCAGUUUCACUGUCACCCCGUUCAAUCCCAUCCCCGCUGACAUCGACCCCAACGCUGACCCUGCAAAGGUCGAAGAGCAAAAGCAGUUCAUCAGGGAUCGUAUUUUGUUCAAGUCGAACGAGGAAAUAUACAACGAUUCUGAGGCUAUGGAACUCUUGCACCAACUUGGGUCCGAUCUCAAUAUCAACGUUUUCGCAUGCAACUUCCGCGACCGCGAUAAUAAUCUCAACACCGACGUCGAGGAAGCCAACUGGCUCAAUAACCGUAUUUUCCAACGCUUUUCUGUUACAAGUGCCGAGGAGAACCCAUUGCAUACGCCAUUCUUCCUCAGCUCAACCACCUUGAAACAGUCCGAAUACGGCGUCUGUGCAACCGAAGUAAAGAGACGCAUGGGACUUGUUGGUGACCAGGAUGUUAUAGUCCUGAGGAACGUCGUUAUGUCUCCAUUUACUACAACGAACGACUUUGUGGGAACUCUGGCAAACACCUUCCAAAAGAUCGUUGAGGAGGAGGUCGAGUAUGCACGGAUCCGCAACGAUAUGAAACCUAGCAUUCACACCUUCCUUCUUCAUGGUUCAGGAGAGCAAUACUAUCUUGUCCACACCCCAACGAUCCAUAUGGCCAGCGGCCGUCGCCAAAUCAUCCUUUCAGUAAAUGUUGAAGGCCAAGUUCGGCAGGCGAUACAUGCCCAUGAAAGAGUUGAAGCAGUGAUUGUACAUAACACUGUGCCCCUCCGCCUUGACGAAAUCGUUGACGGAGGAUCAUUUGAUGGCAUACUCACCAUCGGAAAGAGGAAAACUAGUUUCAAAGUGAAGAUUUCAAACAUUAAAGUAGUCAAGAAGCGCUCUCUGAUGACUGAGGACCUGGAAUCUGCGUACCCAUCGUUGAUGCCAUUCUAUUUCUACGGGACUCAAGGACACGCUCAUCUCGACCAUGUCAUUACUGUCGUUCCUAACAUCCAUCUGAGUGCUGGCGAAAUACAGUACAAAUUCGACGACGAGGUGUCAAGCGAGGACCUCGCCAAGGGCCUCAUUGUUGUUGCUGAGAACGUACACGAGGCAUCCAUGCAGCCCUUCCCGCUCAUGAAAGAUUUCAAGAUCACCAACCAAUUCUUCUUCAGCUCCGGGCAAAUACUCCGCGUCAAAGUGUACAGAGAUCCAUACCCGGCAUCGACAAUGGAUCCCAUCCCUCUCCACGACAUCAAGAACCAGCCCGUCGUUACACAAGGCACUAUCACGCUCGUCGGAAAUAUUUACGUCGAUUCUGAUGCACUCAACGUCGCUUCUGAGCCUACUGCCGACGAAGACGCGGCGCAUGUUCCUCACGCUCGCAACAUGUACGGCGAGAUGACCGCUGGAACGAUCAAAGGCUGGCAAAACGCUGUUCGUCAUUUCCACAACAAAUUGGAGACUGUUGCUCCGACGAAGUAG